Molecule: messenger RNA, 783 nt
Organism: Vicia villosa (hairy vetch)
Lineage: Eukaryota; Viridiplantae; Streptophyta; Magnoliopsida; Fabales; Fabaceae
Exons: 1
Coding region: 1-783 (260 amino acids)
Source: RefSeq, a predicted model, not a curated record
AUGUAUCAAAACCUAGGCAAAACAACUGAGAAGGAAAGUGAACCAAAAGAGAAGGAGAAGGAAGAUAAUGUUGGUGAGGCCGUAGAAAAAGAAGUACCGUACAUACCACCUCCACCUUAUAAACCACCCAUUCCAUAUCCUCAAAGAUUCGAAAAAUCUAAAAGCGUAGGGCAGUUUAAGAAAUUUGUUGAACUUCUAAAACAAUUAAACAUCACAACACCUUUUACGGAAGCUAUCACUCAAAUGCCCUCGUACGCUAAGUUUCUUAAGGAAAUUUUGUCAAACAAGAAGAAGAUAGAAGAUAACGAAAUCGUUACACUUACCGCUGAGUGUAGCACAAUAAUUCAAAAUAAAAUGCCUCCUAAGCUGAAAGACCCAAUAAGUUUUUCCAUACCCUGUAACAUAGGAAAGUUUGUCAUAGACAAAGCUCUAUGCGACUUAGGAGCUAGUAUCAGCUUAAUGUCCCUAUCCAUAUGCAGAAAGCUUGCAAUGGGAGAGUUAAGACCAGCUAAGAUGUUAGUGCAACUGGCAGAUCGUUCUGUUAAGUAUCCAGUAGGCGUUCUUGAAAACAUUCCUGUUCACAUAUGUCAAUUCUACAUCCCUAUAGAUUUCAUAAUAAUGGACAUAAAAGAGGAUGUCAACACCCCUAUAAUAUUAGGAAGACCAUUUUUAGCCACUGCCGGAGCCAUUAUAAAUGUAAAAAAGGGAAAGCUGACUUUUGAAGUAGGCAAAGAGAAAGUCGAGUUUAUUCUGAUACAAUUCCUUCAAGCCCCAUUUAUAUAG